CAGCAGCUCCCACUCGGGACGACCCCUCCCAGCGGGGCCGCAGGCUGGAGGAUGCAGCGUGGCUGCCCGUCGCAGGGGCUGCCCGUCCUGCCCGGCUCCUGCUGGGUGCCAGGGCUGGUCUUCCCCGACUGGGCGUACAAAGCCGAGUCCAGCCCCGGCUCCCGGCAGAUCCAGUUAUGGCAUUUCAUCCUGGAGCUGCUGCAGAAGGAGGAGUUCCGCCAUGUCAUCGCCUGGCAGCAGGGCGAGUACGGGGAGUUCGUCAUCAAGGACCCUGACGAAGUGGCCCGGCUGUGGGGUCGGAGGAAAUGCAAACCCCAGAUGAACUACGACAAGCUGAGCCGGGCUCUCAGGUACUACUACAACAAGCGCAUCCUGCACAAAACCAAGGGCAAACGCUUCACCUACAAGUUCAACUUCAGCAAACUCAUCUUCCUCAGCUGCCCCGCGUGGGAUGCCCGCUGCCCGUCCUCGCUGCCGGGCACCGGCUGCCUGUGCCGUCCCCCCGCCGUGCCCCCUGGCAUGCCGAGCCAGUUAGUGCCGAGCGUGCUGCUGAGCCGGCGGGCGAUGGCGGAGCCGCUGGCCUGGCACCGGGGUCCCCGGCACCCUGACAUGCUGGAGGAGAGGGCGGCCGCCGCCGGGACCCGUAAGUUCACACACGUGCCAGCACCCAGCGCGCUGCUGCCCGCACAGGCAGGGGCUGCGUCGGGGACAGGCAGGGCUCGCUGCCUGCAGGCAGGGCAGCGGGGUGGUGGAGAGCAGCCAGGGCGUUGGUGGGUGCAGGGUACGGUGGGGCUCGGGGCCCUUGGUGCAGGCAGCAGGGCCCUGCCUGCAGCCCCAGCGCAGGCAGGCAGGCAGGCAGGGCCUCCGCGUUGCCAGUCCCACAGCAGCACCCAGUGGCUGUGGCUGGGAGAGAGGACGGGGCACCCACCCGUGGGGUGCCGAGGCCAGGGGAGAGGGGACCGGCCGGAGCAUCCGGGGGUGCUGCCCGCGCCCCACGGCGUGACCCCAGCUCGGCCCUGCUGUACGGUGCCACCGGCCACGCUCACGGCGCUGCCUGUCUCUCGCUGCCCGCAGGCCUUGGCUCCGCGUCCCCCCAGUGUCUGGGGGGCUCGUGCUGCCGUCUGGGGGUCCCGGAGCAGCUUCCCCGCCUGGCCACCUUCCCCCCGCCGCUGCCGGCCCUGGGCCCCCUGGCACCCGGCUGGGCCACCUUCCCCGGCCACAGCCUUCCCCGGGCUCCCGCUCGUGGCCGGGGGGCCGGUGCCAGAGCCCCCAUCAUCCCAGCCGAGGGAGGAAGGCAAGGAGGAGGAAGAGGAGGAGGAGGAGGAAGGCCGGCGCGAUGCCACCGCUGCGCAGAGCUGCCCCGGGGUGAAGCUGGAGCUCAAGGGCAGGGGGGCUGGCAAAAGUGGGGUGCUCCCAGCCAGCAGCUUCGCACCCCUCCAGCCCCCCAGCUGGUCCCUCCAGCCGCCCUAG
This is a messenger RNA of Grus americana (Whooping crane), 1470 nucleotides long. Its product is annotated as ETS domain-containing transcription factor ERF-like. Gene Ontology annotation, molecular function: DNA-binding transcription factor activity, RNA polymerase II-specific; sequence-specific DNA binding. The record is from RefSeq and is a predicted model, not a curated record. The transcript is spliced from 6 exons. Gene Ontology annotation, cellular component: nucleus. NCBI's taxonomy places the organism in Eukaryota, Metazoa, Chordata, Aves, Gruiformes, Gruidae. The coding region runs from base 52 to 1470 and encodes 472 amino acids. Gene Ontology annotation, biological process: cell differentiation; regulation of transcription by RNA polymerase II.